This is a messenger RNA of Rangifer tarandus platyrhynchus (Svalbard reindeer), 429 nucleotides long. The record is from the annotation of a GenBank genome assembly. NCBI's taxonomy places the organism in Eukaryota, Metazoa, Chordata, Mammalia, Artiodactyla, Cervidae.
AUGGUUGCAGUGCUUGAGCUUCUCACUGCGGCCGCUUCUCUGUUGAGAGCUCAGGCUCUAGGUGCAUGGGCUUCAGAAGUGGUAGCACUCAGGCUCAGAAGUAGUGGCACACGGGCUUGGUUGCCCCACAGCAUGUGGAAUCUUCCCGGACCAGGGAUCAAACCUGUGUCCUCUGCAUUGGUAGACAGAUUCUCAUCCACUGCACCACCAGGGAAGUCCCCUGCGAGCUUUUCAUCUUGUCACGCAGCCCCCAGCUCAACCUUCAUCAUCUCCAGCUUCAAAGUUUGUAACAACCUCCUUAGCAGCCUUCAGCCCAUCUUCACAGAGUACCACUUCUGGUGCCUCUCUGGAUUUUCCACCACUUCUUAUUGUUGGCCAGAGUUUCAGUCUCUUCCUGAGCAACAGCUUUCAGUUUUCUCUGAGCGUUAG